This is a messenger RNA of Ixodes scapularis (black-legged tick), 1483 nucleotides long. RefSeq lists its product as uncharacterized. The record is from RefSeq and is a predicted model, not a curated record. Gene Ontology annotation, molecular function: metallopeptidase activity. The coding region runs from base 56 to 1474 and encodes 472 amino acids. NCBI's taxonomy places the organism in Eukaryota, Metazoa, Arthropoda, Arachnida, Ixodida, Ixodidae. The transcript has 14 exons.
GGUGCACGAUCCGUUUAUAAGCGAAAUUCGUGGAGGACCGGUGGAACUCAUUAAAAUGGCGAAAGGAGACACCGUGUUUAAGAUGGUCGACUACUUAAAAGCCGUGCUGGGUCUAACAUCCGCACCCUCGAAUCUCGUGUUUGUGGAUCCACGUGACAGGGAGGUGCACACUGUGCUGACCAAAACCACGACGAAAGAGGUGGCCAACUACGCGACCUUCAAGUUGUUCAUGCACCUGCUGCCCCUGAUACCCGACGAGGAGAACCUCAAGAAGUUCAGGGAGUUCGGAAGCCGCGCCUACUUCCGACGCCUCGAGCCGCCCAACAGACUCACGCACUGCGUCAAAAUGGCCGACGAUAUCAUGCCUUACGACGUACUUACGGUCAUUGCACAGGAGGAUAAGCUUCGAACCACCACUGUUAUGACCAUCAUGAACGACACACUCGGAAAGUUGUUCGCAGACUUCGCUGCUCCAGGGGCGGCAGCGGGGAGUGGUUCGAAGAAGAACUGGAAGUCUUCGAUUAUGUCGGACGCCGUACUGGGCAAAGGUUCCGUGUUCGGGACCAAGAACAUCAGGGUUACCGGCAACACUCUGGAAUUCGUCCAAAACGGUCUCCAGAGCAUAAGGUGGUUCUACCCCACAAACAUGGAUGCCAUCAUUAAAAACCUGGCGGUCGUUCCAUUCGCUGCUGAGGCAAGCCUGAUGGGAUCAAUCAAGCAGGCCGCAAAUGCUCUUAUGAAUAACCGACAUCAGAGUAAACGCGUGUGGAGCGAGGAAGGAAGCCUGUCCGCCAAGCCAUUCUACGAUCCCAUUGCGGAUAUCAUCUAUGUUCCGUUCGGAUUUUCGAUGAUUCCGUUCUUCCACAAGGACAACGACGACUUGCUCUCCCAUUCUACACCAUCGUUUACAACGGUGCUCAUCAAAGCUUGUCUGGAGAGAUACGUGACCCACGCGUAUAAGGACAAGACCUACAGGACAGCACCUCCUCCACCUAUGUUGGUACCGGGUUUUGUGAUUGCGGCGGCUGAAACUGUGAACGAAAUCAGAAAGAGGGUCAAGUGCUUCCAAAAGCUACCGAACGUUCGUGAUAAGGCUUUGUCAAUGUUCCUGACAAGAUCUGCGAUGUAUCUCACCUACAAAGUAUGGCGGCAUGGUAAAAACCAUGCCACGUUCGACCUGUCGUACCAGAUGCGAUUGGCCGGACUGCCGUUCUUCAGCGAGGAGGCCAUCUUCUAUGCCUCUGCGGCGCAGGCCAUAUGUGAAGCGGCAAAUCCAGAAGCCGCACCAAAGUAUCUCAUCGAUCACUCCAAGGCCGUCGUGGAUAUGGCUCUUCACGGCGACCACUUCGGCAUGACGAUGCACUGCCACAAGAAACGGCCGGCGUUCUCCGCGCCCAGUUGCAAGCACAUGUUCCGGGAGCUGGAGCUGUCCGGGGAAAACCUCAAUUCCGACCGAGGGCCCCGAUUUUCGUAAAGCGCAAGA